Messenger RNA from Myotis myotis, 727 nucleotides. RefSeq names its product ribosomal protein L11 (gene RPL11). Gene Ontology annotation, molecular function: structural constituent of ribosome; RNA binding. Bases 142 to 678 code for a protein of 178 amino acids. Gene Ontology annotation, cellular component: ribosome; cytosolic large ribosomal subunit. Lineage: Eukaryota; Metazoa; Chordata; Mammalia; Chiroptera; Vespertilionidae. The record is from RefSeq and is a predicted model, not a curated record. Gene Ontology annotation, biological process: translation. The transcript is spliced from 6 exons.
GCAGUGCCCACGAGGGGGCAGCCGGCGCUACGCCUCGCCUCUCUCUCCCCCUCUUCUCUCUGGUUAGCGUGGGAAAGAGCCCGCCUCCUGUCCCAUAAGGCCCUGCACCGGAAACUUCACUCUCUCUUCCUGUCUCUCAUCAUGGCGCAGGAUCAAGGGGAAAAGGAGAACCCCAUGCGGGAGCUGCGCAUCCGCAAGCUCUGCCUCAACAUCUGCGUCGGGGAGAGCGGGGACCGACUGACGCGGGCAGCCAAGGUCCUGGAGCAGCUCACGGGCCAGACCCCGGUCUUCUCCAAAGCCAGAUACACCGUCAGGUCCUUUGGCAUCAGGAGAAAUGAAAAGAUUGCUGUCCACUGCACAGUCCGUGGGGCCAAGGCAGAAGAAAUCUUGGAGAAAGGUCUAAAGGUGCGAGAGUAUGAAUUACGAAAAAAUAACUUCUCAGAUACUGGAAACUUUGGUUUUGGGAUCCAGGAACACAUCGAUUUGGGGAUCAAAUAUGACCCAAGCAUUGGUAUCUACGGCCUGGACUUCUAUGUGGUGCUGGGUAGGCCAGGUUUCAGCAUCGCAGACAAGAAACGCAGGACAGGCUGCAUUGGGGCCAAACACAGAAUCAGCAAAGAGGAGGCCAUGCGCUGGUUCCAGCAGAAGUAUGAUGGCAUCAUCCUUCCUGGCAAAUAAAUUCCCGUUUCUAUCCAAAAGGCCAAUAAAAUGUUUUCAGUGAAAUGUA